Scleropages formosus (Asian bonytongue) is the source of this 1654-nucleotide messenger RNA. Its product is annotated as neuronal acetylcholine receptor subunit alpha-7-like. Gene Ontology annotation, molecular function: acetylcholine-gated monoatomic cation-selective channel activity; transmembrane signaling receptor activity. NCBI's taxonomy places the organism in Eukaryota, Metazoa, Chordata, Actinopteri, Osteoglossiformes, Osteoglossidae. Gene Ontology annotation, biological process: monoatomic ion transmembrane transport. The transcript is spliced from 12 exons. Gene Ontology annotation, cellular component: postsynaptic membrane. The record is from RefSeq and is a predicted model, not a curated record. The coding region runs from base 1 to 1635 and encodes 544 amino acids.
AUGUGGGGCUGCACCUGUGGUCCUCCUUCCUCCUCCAAGAAAUUCAGAGUGCAGAAGGAUGAAGGGAGUAUUGGCGGCACUGAUUUGGACCCAUCUGAGUGCCUGGAGGAAAGGAAACUGAUGUUUACCUCCCAGUUGUUGACUAGUACCUUGCUCAAGGGAUCUCUCCAGGGGGAAUACCAGCGGAAGCUGUACAAGGAGUUGAUGGAGAACUACACACGCCUUGAAAGGCCGGUCCUCAAUGACUCGGCGCCCAUCCUGGUGGAGCUGGGAAUGACGCUGCUGCAGAUCAUCGACGUGGAUGAGAAGAACCAGGUUCUCAUUACAAAUGCUUGGUUGCAGUUGUACUGGACAGAUGUGUACCUCACUUGGAACCCUGACCAUUACCCUGGUGUGCAAAAUCUGCGCUUUCCAUCCAAUCAGGUCUGGGUGCCAGACAUCCUCUUGUACAACAGUGCUGAUGAAAGGUUUGAUGCCACCUUUCACACCAAUGUCCUGGUCAACGCUUCAGGCUACUGCCAGUAUAUUCCACCUGGAAUUCUCAAGAGUACCUGCUACAUCGACGUCCGCUGGUUCCCCUUCGACGUACAGAAGUGUGACCUGAAGUUCGGAUCGUGGACAUACAACGGGUGGCUGCUGGACCUGCAGAUGUUGGCUGUGGACAUCUCAACCUACAUCUCCAAUGGGGAGUGGGACCUAGUGGGAGUCCCAGGGAAGAGGAACGAGCUGUACUACGACUGUUGCAAGGAGCCCUACCCUGACGUCACCUUUACUGUCACCAUGCGGCGACGUACCCUCUACUAUGGCCUGAACCUUCUCAUUCCCUGCGUGCUCAUCUCCGGCCUGGCUUUGCUGGUCUUUCUGCUCCCGGCUGACUCUGGGGAGAAGAUCUCACUGGGAAUCACUGUUCUGUUAUCUUUGACCGUCUUCAUGUUGCUGGUUGCCGAAAUCAUGCCUGCCACUUCCGACUCUGUUCCUCUCAUUGCCCAGUACUUUGCCAGUACAAUGAUGAUCGUGGGCUUUUCGGUGGUGGUCACGGUCCUCGUACUCCAGUUCCACCAUCAUGACCCUCAAGGAGGCAAAAUGCCAAAGUGGGUACGCGUGGUCCUGCUUAAUUGGUGCGCAUGGUUCUUGCGUAUGAAGCAGCCAGGAGAAGAUCGACGCCUCCUGGGCUACAAGUUCGGGCACCCGGCCCUGCGACACGCCUCGAGCAGCAGCAGCAUCGAGAUGAACCCCGUGUCCGGUCAGAUGGCCGGCGGAAGCAGCAGCAAUGGCAACAUGAACAUCUACUACAGCUACCACACAGUGGAGAACCCCUGUUUCCCGCCGAGCAGCGACUCGGGAGUCAUGUGCGGACGGACGCCCGGCUCCCCCGCCGAAGACGGAGAGCGGUCCGGACCCCUGUGUGAGCACUUGCCCGAGAUUACCAAGAUCCUGGAGGAGGUGCGGUACAUCGCCCAGCGAUUCCGCGACCAGGAUGAGGCUGAGGCCGUCUGCAGCGAGUGGAAGUUCGCAGCUGCUGUGGUGGAUCGUCUCUGCCUGGUGGCUUUCUCGCUCUUCUCCAUCAUCUGCACCUUCUCCAUCCUCAUGUCCGCUCCCAACUUCAUUGAUGCUGUGUCCAAGGACUUCACAUAACUGCCAUGAGGCACCUUCC